Anolis carolinensis (green anole) is the source of this 4214-nucleotide messenger RNA. It is a transcript of the gene lingo4, whose product is annotated as leucine rich repeat and Ig domain containing 4. Gene Ontology annotation, molecular function: epidermal growth factor receptor binding. The record is from RefSeq and is a predicted model, not a curated record. Gene Ontology annotation, cellular component: extracellular matrix. NCBI's taxonomy places the organism in Eukaryota, Metazoa, Chordata, Lepidosauria, Squamata, Anolidae. The coding region runs from base 1200 to 3002 and encodes 600 amino acids. The transcript has 4 exons.
CUCAGCCCUGCCUCAGAGCUCUUAACUCCGCCCAUCCCAGUCCUGGCCGCUCAUUUGUGGCCCCACCCACCUCCCCCUCAACCUCAAUCCAGUUUGAUACCACUUUCGCUGUCAGGGCUCAGUGCUUUGGACUUUCCCAGGGUCUUCAGCCUUCCCUGCCAAACGGUGCCGGUGCCAAACUACAACUCCCAGGAUCCCAUCGCAUUGAGCCGUGCAAUUCAAAUGGUGCCAAACUGUAUCAGUUCUGCAGUGUAGAUACCCCUUAUUGAUAUCAUCCAGACAGACUUUGCAUUAUAUUCCAUGACCGCUUUUGCCGCAUCUCGCCUCACUAUAAAUGCCACCUUGUGAAGUCUCUUCCAACUCUUAAGAUUCAUUCACAGAAUAAACCACUGUAUAAGUAUCCGCCAAGGGUGCCUCUACACUGUGGAAUGAAUGCAGGGUUUGACACCGCUUGAACUGUCCAUGGAAUCCUGGGAGUUGUAGUUUGGUGAGCACUAUUUCACAGAGAAGGCGAAAGACAUUGCAAAAAUACAUCUACCAGGAUUUUAUCAAAGUUCCGAGUAGUGCCAAACUGCAUCAAUUCCGCAGUGUAGAUGCACCCAGAGAUAAUAUUGUGCCUUGAGGUCCGGAAGUCCAAUUGGUCCGAUUAUAGCUUCGUUACCCACGCAAGGCAGGCCUUCCAUUGGCCAAAAUCGCCGUCCCGUUUGGCCUUGAUCCACCGCUUGCCCCGGAGCUCCCUUUUGGGCGCUCACUGUUCGCUCCUUUUUCCUCUCGCCUGGCAUUGCAAUCACCAUAAAUUUGCUACUUGGCGGUGAUGUGUACCCAACGAAGGGCUGAAACAACAACUGAAAAAAAAAAAUAGAAUAUCAGAAACUCAGGCAUGGAACAUUCCCUUGGCAAAAGGACGUCCACGUGGCUGACGGAAUGAAAGACACACACGACAGAAAGAGAGAGAGAGUGAGAGAGAGAGAGGAAGGACGACAAGGAGAGAGAAGCCCAGCAUCAGAGCUCUGUGUCGCCCGAAUCGGCUGAGAACAUCCGUCCUGCUUCUUGCAAAUUCCAGACGGAGACUCUGGAGCCGGGAGCUGGCACGUUCAAGCCCACACUGUCCCAGUGAAAGAAUCUAAGAAAGUGGCCAUGAAUGCCGAGCGGAAGGGCCGGAGCUGACCGGGACGUCUUCGUUUCCAAAAAGAAACAAGAUGGCCGCCAAGUCCUUACCCGAUUCUCCAUCUUGGAUGAGCUGGAGGACCCUGCUCUUCCUCAUCCCAUCAGCCUUCUUGGUGGGCUUCGGGCGGAGCUGCCCAUCCAAGUGUGUCUGUCCUGCCCUGGACACGGCUGUCUUCUGCAACAGCCGGAAUCUGACCACCGUCCCCGGAAGGAUCCCUCCGGAUUCCGAGUUCUUGGACCUGAGUCGCAACUCCCUCCACACCUUGAGGGAGGGCAUGUUCUCCCUCCUCUGGGUCCUGAAGGAGCUGGACCUCAGCUACAACAUGAUCUCCAACAUCGAAGAGCGGACCUUCAUUUGCCUCCAGAACUUGAUGACCCUCCGCUUGAAAGGGAACCGGUUGGACAUGGUCCCGGAGGGCGUCUUCACAGGGCUGCCCAACCUCUCUGUCCUGGAUAUCAGUGAAAACCGGAUCCUUGUUUUCCUGGACCACUCUUUCAGGGACCUCUCCAACCUCAGGAAGCUGGAGACGGGGGACAACCACCUGGUCUUCAUCUCCAGCCAAGCAUUCAGUGGCCUUUGGAGCCUCCAGCAGUUGACGCUGGAGAAAUGCAAUAUCACCAGCGUCCCGACCGAAGCCCUCUCCCAUCUCCGCCAACUUGUGGAGCUCAGGCUCAAAGUCUUGAAUGUCACCAUCAUCCCCAACCACGCUUUCCAAACACUCCAUCACCUCAAGGAUCUCGAAAUCCAUCGGUGGCCUUUCCUGACCUCACUGCAGUCCGAGAGCCUCUCCGGCCUGAACAUCACCUCCUUGUCCAUCACCAAGUGCAACCUACACGACGUUCCUUACAAAGCCAUCAAGCACUUGGCCCACCUCCAUUUCCUCGAUCUCUCGUACAACCCCAUCUCCGUGAUCCGAGGGAAGCGGCUGGUCGACCUCUCCCGUCUUCAGGAGUUCCACCUCACGGGCGGACAACUGGCCACCAUACAGGCCCAUGCCUUCCAAGGCCUGGUCCACUUUCGUCUCCUCAACGUCUCCAGCAAUGACUUGCAGACCCUUGAGGAGAAGGUCUUCCACUCAGUGGGGAACCUGGAGGUCCUCCGAUUAGACCGGAACCCGCUGGCUUGUGAUUGUCGCCUCCUCUGGAUCGUUCGGAGGAGGAGGAGGCUCAAUUUCGAGGCCCAGCAGCCGAUCUGUUCUACCAACUCCACCAGGAAAGGAAAGACCUUCCAUAAAAUCUCAGAAGUCCCACCCGGUCACUUCAGGUGUAGGAAGCCAAAGAUUGUGGACAAGUCACUCCAGAAAGCGAAUGUUGACGAAGGCGGACAAGCCGACUUGACUUGCAGAAGCGAGGGAGAUCCACCUCCUGUUGUUUCGUGGGUCUCCCCUCAAAACGUGACGUUGGACAUCGGCCACAGAGGCCGGAUGGUUGUCCUUCCGGACGGCACCUUGAAGAUCCACUACGCAUUGCUUGAAGACAGUGGGUCGUACCACUGUGUCGCCAGCAAUGCCGCAGGCAUCGACGUGAUGGAGGCCUACCUCCACGUCUCUAUACCUCUUUUCAACAGCUCUUCAUUCGCGAGCAACGCCAGCUUACUCAGCGACGCAAGUAACCAGCUCCCUUUCCUGGUGGACCUCGGGACCUUGGUGGGCAUCUUGGUCAUUGGGGUGGUGCCCUUCCUGUGCUCGGUCACAAUUUGCUUCGUCUUUAUCUUCCUCUGGAGUAAAGGCAGAGGGAAGGCCAAGCACCACGUGAUUGAAUCGGUGCCCCGUUUCCCCCGUGGGUACAAGGCCAUCAGUAGCAAAAACAGAACCCCAACUAAAAAACCCAGAUGAGACGAGUCCCUUACUUCCUCCUCCUUGCAGUUAUGGGGCCGUGAGAUGUCUUCUUAGGUCUCGAUCCAAUCGUUAGUCCUAACUAGCGUACACCCAUUGGGUCCACUCAAGUUGGAACUAUGGGAUUAGUAGGCUUCAUUCUGCAUACGGAUUGACUUACCAAAUUCUUGUAGUUAGGAUGAACUACUGAAUUAGUAAGUCAACUUUGAGUCUAUGGACUCUAACUCUGCAUAAGAUAUGACUUACCAUGUUCCAUUGAUGCAGUUACUCUAACUGGAAUUUACUAUUGAAUAGAUGAGUCUAGUUGAGAGUAUGGAGUCAAUGUGUCUAACUUAACAUAUGAGUUGACUUUCUAUUGAUUCACUGAUUUUACUCUAAUUGGGACUUACUACUGAAUCAAUGGGUCUACUGUAGACUAUCAACUAUUUGGGUCUAACGUAACCUAAGAGUAGACUUACCAUGUUCCCAUUAAUUAAAUUACUCUAAUUGGGAUUUACUAUUGAUUUGGUGGAGUCUAGUUUAGCUGUAUCUAUAGUCUCGAUGCAUCCAACUCAACCUAAGAGUUGACUUGUUCCCACUGAUUCAGUUACUCUAAUUGGGAUUUACUAUUGAAUUGGUGAGGUCUACUUUAGUUGAGUCUAUGGUCUCAAUGCUUCCAACUCAACCUAAGAGUUGACAUAUCCUGUCCCCAUUGAUUCAGUUACUCUAACUGGGAUUUACUAUUGAAUUGGUGAGGUCUAGUUGAGUCUAUAGUCUCAAUGCUUCCAACUCAACCUAAGAGUUGACUUGUUCCCACUGAUUCAGUUACUCUAACUGGGAUUUACUAUUGAAUUGGUGAGGUCUACUUUAGUUGAGUCUAUGGUCUCAAUGCUUCCAACUCAACCUAAGAGUUGACUUGUUCCCACUGAUUCAGUUACUCUAAUUGGGAUUUACUAUUGAAUCGACGGGUCUGCUUUAGCUCAAACUAUGGACACCAAAGGCCUAACUCAACAUGGAUUCAACAAUUGGGACUCUAAUUGGGAUUACCUAUUGAAUCAAAGAUCCCAUUGAUAGAAUAUGUACAAUUGAAUCAAUAGGCCUCUUGUAGUUGGGACCAUGGAAUCAAUGGGUCUAACUACCUAAACAUUCUCUUUACUUAUUGUAAGGCUUACCUGGUUGUUCCAGUUCAAAUGUGUAUAUGGUUAUUUUUGGAUUAAAAAAAUUGCUGAAAAA